AUGUUUAACAAGAAGCGCACCAAGCGAGAUCGAAGCGAGGGCUGGACCAAGCGAAAGAAGUUCCGCACUUGCUCGCUUUUGGCACGCGCUGCCACCAGAAGCGGAAAGAAGAUCUUGAAGAGACGCAUGUGGCGCGGCAAGCACGAGCUGGCCCCUGGAGACUACUGCAACUACAAGAUGCGAAAGGUCAAGUCGCUGCGAUGA
This is a messenger RNA of Effrenium voratum, 204 nucleotides long. The record is from the annotation of a GenBank genome assembly. Lineage: Eukaryota; Dinophyceae; Suessiales; Symbiodiniaceae.